Molecule: messenger RNA, 921 nt
Organism: Molossus molossus (Pallas's mastiff bat)
Lineage: Eukaryota; Metazoa; Chordata; Mammalia; Chiroptera; Molossidae
Product: olfactory receptor 7A10-like
Biological process (GO): G protein-coupled receptor signaling pathway
Cellular component (GO): membrane
Molecular function (GO): olfactory receptor activity; G protein-coupled receptor activity
Source: RefSeq, a predicted model, not a curated record
AUGGAACCAGGCAAUAGUACACAAAUUUCAGAAUUUCUUCUUCUGGGACUUUCACAGGCACUGGAACUACAACCCCUCAUAUUUGGACUUUUCUUCUCCAUGUACCUGAUCACUGUGUUUGGAAACCUGCUCAUCAUCCUGGCCGUCUGCUCAGACUCCCACCUCCACACACCCAUGUACUUCUUCCUCUCCAACCUGUCCUUUGUAGACAUCUGUUUCACCUCCACCACCGUCCCAAAGAUGCUGGUAAACAUUCAGACACAGAGCAAAACCAUAACCUUUGAAGGUUGUAUCACCCAAAUGUAUUUUUAUAUACUCUUUGCAGUAUUGGACAACUUUGUCCUGACUGUAAUGGCCUAUGACCGCUUUGUGGCCAUCCACCCCCUGCACUACAUGGUCAUCAUGAAUCCCUGGCUCUGUGGACUGCUGGUUCUGGUGUCCUGGAUCAUGAGUGCCUUGAAUUCCUUGUUAGAAAGCUUAAUGGUAUUGGGUCUGCCCUUUUGCUCACACUUGGAAGUUCCCCAGUUUUUCUGUGAACUCAAUCAGAUGAUCCAACUUGCCUGUUCUGACACUUUUCUUAACAACAUAAUAAUGUAUUUUUCAGCUGGGCUGCUGGGCGGUGGUCCCCUUGCUGGGAUCCUUUACUCUUACUCUAAGAUAAUUUCCUCCAUAUGUGGAAUCCCAUCAGCUCAAGGGAAAUAUAAAGCAUUUUCUACUUGUGCAUCUCACCUCUCAGUGGUCUUAUUAUUCUAUGGUACAAGCCUAGGAGUUUACCUCAGCUCUGCUGCUACCCACAAUGCACACUCAAGUGCAACAGCCUCAGUGAUGUACACUGUGGUCACACCCAUGCUGAACCCCUUCAUCUACAGUCUGAAGAACAAGGAUAUAAAGAGGGCCCUGGAAAGAUUUUUGGUCAGGUAA